AUAUAAUUAUUACUUAUAAUUACUUAUAAUUACAUAUAUUAUAUAUAAUAGAGUCAUGUAGACCUUUAUCAAGGAUGUGGUAAAAGUGCCUCUUUCCUCUAAUCUCUUUCAGUUUCUGUAAAGCAGGGCAGUAACCAAUGCUAUUUCUGAAUGGUCUAAAUAUACUACUGCAGUUUUGAAUCAUGGACCUCAAAGCUUAAAAACGGCCUGAACAACAUCAUGAAUUCACUCAUUUUUACCCUGAGAGUUAUUGCUGACAGUCAGCACCAUGAACACUGGAGAAGUCAUUUAUACCGUGUUGGAAGUCCUCAUCACCGUCUGCUGCUGUCUGGGAAACAUGUUGGUUGUUUUUGCUUUGUGGAAAACUAAAAGCAUCCAACAACCCACCUUCUGCCUUAUUGUGUCUCUGGCUGUGGCUGACUUUCUGGUGGGAUUUGUUGCCAUACCAAUGGCUGUGCUGGUGGAUGGAGUUCUGGAGACUUCUUUCCACACAUGCCUCUUCAUCAGCUGUGUACUCAUCCUCCUGACAUUAGUUUCAAUCUUGUGUCUGAUGGCUAUUGCUAUUGAUCGUUUCCUGCGGGUUUAUAUCCCUCUGAGAUACAAACGGACUGUAACCUGGAAACAUUCCUAUUCUGUGGCAGCUGUAUGCUGGCUUGUUGCAAUACCACUGAGUUUUACUCCAAUGUUUGGAUGGCAUAAAGACCCUCCUGAUUCUGUUAAUUCUACAGUUGUUUGCCGGUUCAUAGGAGUGAUUCCCAUGUCCUACUUGGUUUACUUUAGUUUUUUUCUCUGCAACCUGACGCCUCUGUUAGUGAUGAUUGUUUUGUACAGCUAUAUAUUCUGUUUCAUUCAUGGAAGACUGAAAGAAAAACCAGGUAACGGUGCUCAAAAUCAGUCACACACAUACCUGCGGAAAGAAAAACAGCUUGCAUCGUCUCUGUCUCUGGUCUUGACUCUUUUUGUAGUCUGCUGGCUCCCUAUUCACAUUAUGAACAUCGUCGUUUACUUUCAUGGACCAGAUACUGUACCAUACAUAGCUUUCUAUGUUGGCAUUCUGCUUUCACAUGCUAAUUCAGCUGUCAACCCUGUAGUGUAUGCAUUUAAAAUAAAAAAGAUCAAGACAGCUUAUGUGAAGAUUUGGAGACAGUUUGUUCUGCGUUCAGCAGAAAAUCAAGGCCCUCCGUCGAGCCAGACAACAGAAAACGCCAGCAGUAACAUGAGAAGUGGUGAAAACGACACAACGCUGUUCUAACUUUUUCAGUCUUGCUUUGUGAUGCAUGUCACUGAAAUAUGGAUUUUAUGUCAAGACUUGAAAGAGCUGUAUAGGUUGCAUAGAAUCGU
This is a messenger RNA of Xiphophorus hellerii (green swordtail), 1341 nucleotides long. It is a transcript of the gene adora3a.2, whose product is annotated as adenosine A3 receptor a.2. The coding region runs from base 269 to 1252 and encodes 327 amino acids. Gene Ontology annotation, biological process: G protein-coupled adenosine receptor signaling pathway. Gene Ontology annotation, molecular function: G protein-coupled adenosine receptor activity. Gene Ontology annotation, cellular component: plasma membrane; dendrite; synapse. The transcript has 2 exons. The record is from RefSeq and is a predicted model, not a curated record. NCBI's taxonomy places the organism in Eukaryota, Metazoa, Chordata, Actinopteri, Cyprinodontiformes, Poeciliidae.